Molecule: messenger RNA, 543 nt
Organism: Arachis stenosperma
Lineage: Eukaryota; Viridiplantae; Streptophyta; Magnoliopsida; Fabales; Fabaceae
Product: nuclear transcription factor Y subunit B-5-like
Exons: 1
Coding region: 45-422 (125 amino acids)
Biological process (GO): regulation of transcription by RNA polymerase II
Cellular component (GO): nucleus; CCAAT-binding factor complex
Molecular function (GO): RNA polymerase II cis-regulatory region sequence-specific DNA binding; protein heterodimerization activity; DNA-binding transcription activator activity, RNA polymerase II-specific
Source: RefSeq, a predicted model, not a curated record
AGAGUGUCUUAUUGAAUUAUUCUUUGAAAUUAUUAGAAAGAAAAAUGGUUGAUAACAUUGGAGGUAGUGGUUCUUCUAAUAAUGAAGGAGUCAUCAAGGAGCAAGAUCGGUUGCUGCCAAUAGCCAAUGUUGGUAGGAUCAUGAAGCAGAUUCUUCCUCAGAAUGCGAAAAUCUCGAAGGAGGCGAAGGAGACGAUGCAGGAGUGCGUGUCGGAGUACAUUAGCUUCGUGACGAGCGAGGCGUCGGAGAAAUGCCGGAAGGAGAGGAGGAAGACUGUUAAUGGUGAUGACAUUUGUUGGGCGCUCGCAACGCUCGGUUUUGAUGACUAUGCCGAAGGGAUGAGAAGGUAUUUACAUAGGUAUAGAGAGUUAGAGGUUGAUAAUAAUAAUAAUAAUAAUAACAAUCAAGAGAGAGGGAAAUAAUAUAUAACAUAUAAAAGAAAUUGAAGAUUAUGAACCAUAUUGUUUUAAAUUGCACUGGCAAAUUGUUUCUGAAAAAUGUUGAGGGUGAGAGUAGGUAGUAGUUCUUAUGAUACCAUUUCCA